Cotesia congregata is the source of this 2028-nucleotide messenger RNA. The record is from the annotation of a GenBank genome assembly. Lineage: Eukaryota; Metazoa; Arthropoda; Insecta; Hymenoptera; Braconidae.
AUGGCGAGUACACGAUUUUUAGGAGCAUUCACACGAUUUGGAAAAAAUCGAACACUCAUUUCUAGGACAGUGGUCAACAUUCCUUUAAGAUGUUUAGCGACAGCUGGAACUCAAAAGCAUUUAAAAUAUCGAGUUGUUGGAGAUGUUGCUGUAAUCACUAUAGAUUCACCAGGGGUCAAAGAAAAUACAUUGAAUCGCGAAGUGAUGGAGGAAAUGGUACAUAUACUAAAAGACAUUGAGUCUAAUGCAUCUGUUAAGUCAGCUGUACUUAUAAGUGGUAAACCAAACAGUUUUAUUGCUGGAGCUGAUAUUAGUAUGCUACAAAAUUUAAAAACUGAAGAUGAGGCAUACCGUACUAUUAGAGACGGCCAGUCGAUUAUGAACUCUAUUGCUGAUUCUCGUAAGCCUAUUGUUGCAGCAAUACAGGAUAAAAAGACAGUUCUUGGGUUACCAGAAGUCAUGCUUGGACUUCUUCCUGGUGCUGGUGGUACUCAAAGACUUCCUAGACUUACAAUGCUUCCUGAUGCUUUAAGUAUGAUUUUGACAGGCUCGAAGCUAAAAGUUGACAAAGCUAAAAAAUUGGGAGUUGUUGACUUGGUAGUAAAUCGCCUUGGGCCGGGUUUAACAACAGGUGAAGAAAAUACCAGGAGAUAUUUAGAAGAAACUGCUAUUAAAACUGCCAAAGACAUUGCAGAUGGUCAAUUAAAAAUAAAUCGUAAACCUAAAUCGUUAAUGGGUAAAGUUAUGAAAUUCGCAUUUGCAACUGACUUUAUAAAGGAUAAAGUAUUUCAAAAAUCGAAACAGCAAGUUAUGAAAAUGACUAAUGGAUUGUAUCCAGCUCCACUUAAAAUUCUUGAGGUUGUACGUACGGGCUUGGAUAAAGGAAUUACCGCUGGACUUGAAGCGGAAGCUCGUGGAUUUGCUCAAUUAGCAAUGACUCCUGAAGCUAAAGGUUUGAUUAGUUUAUUCUUUGGUCAAACGGCUUGUAAGAAAAAUCGUUUUGGUGCUCCUAGUAAACCUGUGCAAAAGAUUGCGGUUCUUGGAGCAGGAUUGAUGGGUGCUGGAAUAGCUCAUGUAAGUAUUGACAAAGGAUACAAAGUUGUUUUGAAAGACACCACUGAUAGUGGACUGUAUCGUGGCGUGGGACAAAUUCAAAAGGGUUACGAUACUUAUGUUAAGCGAAAACGUCUCAGUGUUGUUGAAAAAGAUAAAAUAAUGACUAACUUAAUACCGACAUUAGAUUAUAAAAAAUUUAAAGAUACUGAUAUUGUUAUUGAGGCGGUAUUUGAAGAUUUAGCUGUUAAACAUAAAGUUAUAAAAGAAAUAGAAACUCAUGUGCCACAACAUUGUAUAAUUGCGACAAACACAUCUGCAAUUCCAAUAACUAAAAUAGCCGCAGGUAGCAGUAGGCCUGAACAAGUUAUUGGAAUGCAUUAUUUUUCGCCAGUUGAUAAAAUGCAACUACUUGAAUUGAUAACACACAAAGGUACUGCUACUGAGACGAUAAAAACAGCUGUUGAUGUAGGUUUGAAACAAGGAAAGGUUGUUAUCACUGUUGGCGAUGGUCCAGGUUUCUAUACAACUCGUAUUCUCAGCGCGAUGUUGUCUGAGACACUCAGACUUUUACAAGAAGGUGUUGAUCCGGCGCAUCUUGAUAAAAUAACUAAAAAAUUUGGUUUUCCGGUUGGACCAACGACGCUCUGCGAUGAAGUUGGUAUUGAUGUUGGUGCUCACAUUGGCGUUGAUUUAGCUAAAGCAUUUGGUAAACGUUUCCAUGGCGGAGACUUUAAUAUUAUGACUGAUAUGGUAAAAGCUGGUUUUCUUGGCAGAAAGUCGGGUAAAGGAAUUUUCCUAUAUGAAGCCGGUAAAAAGGAGAGAGACGUUAAUUUAGGUGCUCUAGAUAUAUUAAAGAAAUAUCAUCUUGAACCCAAAGGAAGUAUUUCUGAUGAAGACCGCCAACUACGAAUGGUAUCACGAUUUGUAAAUGAAGCUGUAUUGUGCUUAGAAGAAAAUAUUCUUGCUAAUCCG